Messenger RNA from Rubroshorea leprosula, 2632 nucleotides. The record is from the annotation of a GenBank genome assembly. Lineage: Eukaryota; Viridiplantae; Streptophyta; Magnoliopsida; Malvales; Dipterocarpaceae.
AAGAAGUAAGAACAGGAAAACAAACUAGUUUACCUGUUUGUCCUGCUGCUCGCUCCUCUUUUACAUCUCUCUCUCUCUCCUCCGAUUCCGCCAUGAAAGCACCUUGAAAAUCCCUGCAAAACCCCCUCACAUUCUCUGAACUCACCCUGUCCUGUGCACUUCUUCUUGCUCUCUGCUGAAGAAAUGGGCUCUCUUGUGCCAUUUCAAGACUUGAAUCUGUCGCCGGAAGUACCCCAAACCGCUGCUUCCGCCACUCCUUCCACCGCCUCCACUCCUUCUCUCUUGAUUCCCAAGAUCGAGCCCAAACAAGAACCCGUCGAUGAAUUGCGCCCAAUUCAACAAGAACCUUCUCAGGGAUACGCUGAUUUUGCUUCCAAUUCUACCCCUGACUUCCUCAAUAAUUCUCACCUUUCGCCUCUUCCGCAAUCCUCUCCCUCCAACGUGGACCAGGAGAAGCUCUACUCGGAGUUCUUCCGAAUCUCCGAGCUUUUCCGCUCCGCCUUUGCCAAGAGUUUGGAGAAGUAUGGCGACAUCCAGGUUGUUGACCCCGAUUCACGCGCUAUUGUUCCGGUGCCUGAACAGGUGCCUGAACAAGAGGAUGACAGAACCCUCUCCGUUGCCUUUUCGCGUCGCCGGUUUCAAAGAUCCGGGGAGCUCGUUCGGGUCACAAAUUUGGGUAUCGAAGAUAUGCGACAUUUCCGGGGCGAUGUGCGGAGGGCCCGCAGGCUCUACGAUUCACUCCGCAUUCUCGCUGCGGUGGAGGAGGAGAAGCGUAACCCAGGCACUGGAAGACGGGCACGAGGUGAUUUGAGAGCGGCUGCAGUGAUGAGGGAUCGAGGGUUGUGGCUACAUCGUGAUAAAAGGAUUGUGGGGUCAAUUCCUGGACUGGAAGUUGGGGACCUGUUCUUUUUCAGAAUGGAGUUGUGCGUGCUUGGAAUACAUGGGCAACCUCAGGCUGGGAUUGACUAUGUUACGGCUAGCCAUAGCUCCAAUGGAGAACCAAUUGCAACUAGCAUUAUUGUUUCGGGUGGGUAUGAGGAUGAUCAGGAUGCAGGUGACCUGCUUAUCUACACUGGUCAUGGGGGGCAGGACAAAUUUUCAAGGCAAUGCAUGCACCAAAAGCUGGAAGGUGGGAAUCUUGCGUUGGAGAGGAGCAUGCAGUAUGGAAUUGAGAUAAGAGUGAUUAGGGGAAUCAGGUAUGAAAAUAGUGUCAGUAGUAAGCUUUAUGUUUACGAUGGCUUGUAUAGGAUUCUUGAUUGUUGGUUUGAUGUGGGAAAGUCUGGUUUUGGGGUUUUUAAGUAUAAGCUGUUGAGAAUGGAGGGGCAACCGGAGAUGGGCAGUGCGGUGCUAAAGUUUGCUGAGACUCUCAGGAGAGGGCCGUUGCAAGCGAGACCAGUAGGUUAUCUGAGUCUUGAUAUAUCAAUGAACAAGGAGAGUCUUCCUGUUUUGCUUUAUAAUGAUCUUGACAGUAAUCAUGAUCCAUUGUACUAUGAGUAUAUUGUAAGGACUGUGUUUCCUCCAUUUGUCUUUAGCCAGGCCAGUAAUGGUGCUGGAUGUACUUGUGUUUCAGGGUGCACUGAAGGUUGUUUUUGUGCUAUGAAGAAUGGUGGUGAGUUUGCCUAUGAUUAUAAUGGCCUUCUUGUGAGAGGGAAGCCGGUAAUAUUUGAAUGUGGAACAUUCUGUCAGUGUCCACUGACUUGCCGUAAUCGUGUUGCUCAAAGAGGACUGAGAAAUAGAAUGGAAGUGUUUAGGUCAAGGGAAACGGGUUGGGGAGUAAGGUCCUUGGACUUGAUACAAGCUGGUGCUUUUAUAUGCGAGUAUGCAGGAGUUGUUCUAACCAGGGAGCAAGCAGAGGUUUUCUCGAUGGAUGGUGAUACAUUGAUUUAUCCUGGUCGCUUUUCUGGUAGAUGGACAGAAUGGGGGGAUUUGUCUCAAGUAUUUCCUGAGUAUGUGCGUCCUUCAUAUCCCUCAAUUCCACCUUUGGAUUUUGCUAUGGAUGUAUCCAGAAUGAGGAAUGUUGCUUGUUAUAUGAGCCAUAGUUCUACUCCAAAUGUGCUGCUGCAGUUUGUUUUAUAUGAUCACAACAACUUGAUGUUCCCUCAUCUUAUGCUUUUUGCAAUAGAAACUAUCCCUCCCCUGAGGGAGCUUAGCCUCGACUAUGGUGUAGCUGAUGAAGGCACUGGGAAGCUCUUUAUUUGUAAUAACUAACUAAAUAAUCUUAAAGAGUUUUUUCUUGUCUGGUCCAGCGAAGUGUGAUGGACGUGGUACCUGAGGUAAAGAGAGGUGAUCAAUCUAUUAUACAUACCAAGUUCUUUGGUCAUGAGCAUCGUCUUUGUGACAUUCCUGAUGACUUUGACCUGUUACCUUCUAGCACUGCUUUAUCUUUACUAUGACCCAGAUUAUCUUCUACCAUGUCUUUAUCUUUCUCUUGCCUUUACUCUUUCCAGAAAGGUUAUCGAGGUAACUAGGUAACAUCAGAAAGGGAAGCAGGUAAGGGAGUCUUUGACAACUUGUUUUCAACUGACAACAGUUAUGUCCUCUCCAGAAGUGUAGAAUGAAGCCUUUGUAUGCUCGAUAUCACAGGGACUUGCCACCAUGUGGCCUUGUAAGCUCAUAAACGACUUUGAACCUU